Phaeodactylum tricornutum CCAP 1055/1 is the source of this 1584-nucleotide messenger RNA. RefSeq lists its product with no specific name. The record is from RefSeq and is a predicted model, not a curated record. Gene Ontology annotation, molecular function: ubiquitin binding; proteasome binding; polyubiquitin modification-dependent protein binding. Lineage: Eukaryota; Bacillariophyta; Bacillariophyceae; Surirellales; Neidiaceae. Gene Ontology annotation, biological process: proteasome-mediated ubiquitin-dependent protein catabolic process. The transcript has a single exon. Bases 83 to 1465 code for a protein of 460 amino acids. Gene Ontology annotation, cellular component: nucleoplasm; cytosol.
ACGAAAACUUCCACGAGUAAUACAUUCUCAAAACGGGAUUUUUCCCACUAGUAUAUUAGUUAAAAAGAACCGAGGAGGCAUCAUGGCACGACCGAACCGGAACAACAACGGCAACUGUCGUGCAGCUUACGAACGCAUUUCUUCCGAUGGGAAUGAAGAGCUGGAAGCUGUGUUAGAAGGUGGGGAAUCAUCAUCGACUUCUUCAUUACGUCGUGUUAAUCGAAUAGAGCAAUACAGUCGAAUAUCUAUUGGCCAGGAAGGUGGUGAUGAUGAAGAAGCGCAGCAGUUGCAGCAAGGUUACAAUGACAUUUCCGAGACGGAAGAACAAAUAGAGUUUAACUCUGCGAAAGGGUCAACGAAUGACGAAGACGAAGAGACUGAUGGUGUUCGUAUUAAUGUUGUUAUUUUGGAUUACACUCAAAAGAAAUUCAAUGUGGCCGUUUCGUCGUCGACGACGGUGGCGGUGCUGAAACAAAAUGGAGCGAUUGUACACAAGGUACCAGCCUCUCGUCAGCGUUUAAUAUUUCGUGGCCAGCUGUUGGCAGACACAACAUUAUUGGCAAAUGCGGGAAUUAAGGAAGACGGUGUCAUCGUUCAUUUGUUUCCUAAACCACGGGUCGUUAUUCAGGAUUCGAAUGCCGCGUCAGGCGGCAAUGCAUUGAACAGCGACGCCAACGCUGAAAACUCAUCACAAACUGAAGAUGCAGAUGCUGCUCAUGUCCCGACAAUUUUUCUCGAGACAACGGAAGCCGAGCGUCGAUCACAAAUUUUGGUUCUUGGUUCAGUUGAAUUUAUCGAAACCCAAAACAAUGUGAAGUUGUUUUCUUUUAUGCUUUUGAUCAUAUCUUGUAUCGAGCUUUUGAACCUUUUAGCCAUUGCUUUGGGGGUUCCUCAAGACCAGGACGAAGCCAGCUACCCUGUCGGUGAAGAAGACGAUAUUCUUGGACCGUUGCCGCCUUCUCUUGAAACGAAUGAUGCCUGGUCACAGCCAAGCAGUAAUUCCAGCGAUACUGGCAGCGAUACAAAUACUGCCGGCGUUACCUAUACUGACUGGAGCGGCGCCAACUGGGUUGACCUGGCCGUUUCGGUUUUAGGCGUAUACGUUGCAAUGUUGGGAUUGCGUGCUUCGAACGAAAACACUUUGCGUCUGGCGAAGCGUUACUUGUACGGGACGGUUUUGGCAGGCGUCGGCUGGAUGGCGCUAAACUAUUUCAUGACGUACGAUAAGGACAAACAAUAUGCGGCAGAAAGGGCAUCACAUCAUACUGACACGGACUUUGUUCCCAUCGAAUCCACUCGUGAAUUACUGGAAGCGGCUUUGUCUGUCAUGGUACUGCCGGGAAUGGUUUGGAUGCUUUGUGUGUACAGGGCAUGGCAAUUUCAUCGUCUGCUACAGGAGGCUGAGCAGGAGGCGGAAGAGCGCAUUCGCAACGAGUUGGACUCAUCUUCUAGGGGAAGAAAGUGAAGGCGGAAGAAACGCUACAUUAGGUAUGACUGAUAAUCCUGGACACGAUGAGGAGUUGGCCUUGCAACACGAGAGUGCCACCUUAACUUAGCACUAAUCUGAAUAGUACUUGUUAUACA